Molecule: messenger RNA, 3002 nt
Organism: Ziziphus jujuba (common jujube)
Lineage: Eukaryota; Viridiplantae; Streptophyta; Magnoliopsida; Rosales; Rhamnaceae
Product: two-component response regulator-like PRR73
Exons: 11
Coding region: 464-2710 (748 amino acids)
Biological process (GO): cytokinin-activated signaling pathway; phosphorelay signal transduction system
Molecular function (GO): protein binding
Source: RefSeq, a predicted model, not a curated record
CUCUCUCUCUCUCUCUCAAGCCUUUUAGCCUCCCAUUUAUCUUAGCGAGUCAAGCUCUUUCCCAAGCAUUUUCUUACUUCGAUUUUUAUUUUUAUUUAUUUAUAAUUUAAUUCUCUUUUUACAGAGUUGGGGAAAAAUCUUUGAUAAAUCGUCUAAUCCGAAACUUCCUUUCCGAUUUUUCGGAUUUUGAUUUCUUAAAACCAUAUUGCAUGUCUGAUCUGUUUUUACCUUCUUCAUCAAUUUGCUCUGCCAAAAAUCGAGGUCAUCAAUGGCAGUUUUCCUCCUCGUUAUUGAAACACUGGAGAGGCUGAUAUUUUAGAGAAUAUAUGCAUACUUUCAUGAUCAAAUGACCAUGGGUAUCUCAGCUAUGCAAGUAUGUCUAUUCCUCAUCAUUAGUCUUUAUGAAUCUAGUUUGAUGGGCCUCCUCUAGUGUUGGGAAGGGUUUGCAUUCUUAAAAAGCCAUAUGUGUUUCGAGCACAAAGAAGUCAGUAAUGGGGUUGUGGGUGACAAGCAACGUUUGGAGUCCCCGGAGGAAGACGAGGCAAGAGUGAAUGAUGUGAAUCAAGAUGUAAACAAUGGGUUCCAGAUACUGCAACCACAGUCUCAGGGUCCAGUGGUACGUUGGGAUAGGUUUCUUCCCAUCAGAACAUUGAAAGUUCUGCUAGUGGAAAAUGACGAUUCUACACGCCAUAUUGUCAGUGCUCUGCUACGAAAUUGCAGUUAUGAAGUUAAUGCUGCGGCUAAUGGUCUUGAAGCCUGGAGAAUUUUGGAACAUCCAAAUAAUCAGACCGAUAUUGUCCUAACAGAGGUAGUCAUGCCUGUUUUAUCCGGCAUUGGUCUGUUAAGCAAAAUUAUGAGCCACAGAACUCUAAAGAACAUUCCAGUGAUUAUGAUGUCAUCUCAUGAUUCUAUGGGUAUAGUCUUUAAGUGUUUGUCAAAGGGUGCAGUUGAUUUUUUAGUGAAACCUGUUCGCAAGAAUGAACUUAAAAUCCUUUGGCAGCAUGUUUGGAGAAGAUGCCACAGUUCUAGUGGUAGUGGAAGUGAAAGUGGGACUCAAACAAGAAAAUCUACAAAGUCCAAAAGCAAUGAUGAGUCAGAAAAUUAUACUAGCAGCAGUGAUGAGAAUGAUAAUGGGAGUACUGGUCUGAGUAUUCGGGAUGGAAGUGACAAUGGGAGUGGCACUCAGAACUCCAGAGCAGGUCAAGUUGACAGCCCACUGCAGAUGUCAUCUGGGGCAAUGUUGGCUGAUGCUCCUGAUAGCACCUGUGCCCAGGUGAUCCAUCCUAGGCCUGAAAAAUGUAGCAAAAGGUGGGUGGAUUCUAAUGAAGUAAAAUAUUGUCAAGAACAGGAUAAACAACAAGACAAUGUUGCAACUGGGAAAGACUUAGAAAUUGGAGUAUCUAGCAAUCCAGAUUUACGAUGUGAAAAUCAACAGAAGAAAUUAGCUUUCCCUCUAACAAGCAAAACGCAGAGUAAAUUGCCUGAAGUAGAUAGUAAGCCAUUGGAGGAGGGACAGCUGGAUCUCAACAUUGAGAAAAUAAGCAGUGGUGGAAUUGUUAACUGUACCAAACCACAUGAUGAGGGCAGAAUCUUUGACGUUCCGAAUGACAUUUUGGAUAUUUCACAAAUCAGGGCAAGCCGUGAUUCUGGAGAACUACCAUCUCUUGAACUAACCUUGAAGAGGUCCAAAGGAUCAGGGAAUGUUGGAAAUGCUGUAAAUGAUGACUGCAAGGUUUUGAGACAUUCAGAUCUGUCAGCAUUUUCAAAAUACAACACUCUCUCUUCUGCUAAUCAGACUCCAACAGCAAAUGUAGGAAGUUGUUCUCCAUUUGAUAAUAGUUCAGUCGCACCAAAUACAGGACCAAUGUAUGAUUUUCCAUCCCAUUCUAAUGGAACUCCUACCAAUCAGCAGUCUAAUGGGAGUAACAAUGAGGAAGCCAUGGCUUCCACCAAUAAAUAUGUUGUCCCCAAGCUAGAAGCUCUCAAUGACAAGCCAGAGGCCAUAUCAGCUUUCAAAUCUUCAGAGUCUUCUGCCUUUGAACCUGUGCAGAGCGCUUGUCUUCAUUUAGCUUCGCAAGUGAUAACAAGGAACAGUGAUGAUGCAGAAGACAAGCCAGUUGAAACUUUCAGAGGCUCCUAUCAGCAGGUCCGGGUUCAGCAUCACCAUCAUCACCAUCAUUAUUAUCACCAUCAUGUCCACAAUGUGAAGCAACAGCGAGACCAUGAUGAUCUAUCACUGAAAAACUUGGCUGCUGCUGCUCAGCAAUGUGGAUCAUCAAAUAUUUUUGGAGGGCCCAUUGAAAGUCAAGCUGGAAACUGCAGUAUCAAUGGGAGUGCUUCAGGUAGCAAUUAUGGGAGCAACGGACACAAUGGAAGUAGCACUCUCUUGAAUGGUGGAUUGACAAAUGUAGAAAGCGAUAAUGGAGCAGCUGGAAACAGUGGAAAUGGUGGCAUUAGCAGGAGAAACAGUGGAAAUGAAGUAGAAGAAAAUCGGGUAGCACAGAGGGAGGCUGCCUUGACCAAGUUCCGUCAGAAAAGAAAAGAGAGAUGUUUUGAAAAGAAGGUUCGCUACCAUAGCAGGAAGAAGUUAGCAGAGCAGCGUCCUCGAAUUCGUGGACAAUUUGUUCGACAGUCUGACACCAGUGCAGGAAAGGAGUGUCAGAGCGAGGACCUUAUAUCUGGGGAUAAUUCUGGUGAAAGUGUACAAUAGCAGGAGCUGGAAUUCAGAUUCCAAAACCAAUGUUGUUCCAGGUACGUGAUGAAAGUGGAUUUGUGUAAAUGAGCAUAACACUAGCUGUGUACUUAGGAAUGGAGUUUUAAGAUUUGCACUAGAGGGAUUUGUAGGUAGUGGGUGUAAUUGUAGCGUUCCAUAUAUCAAGAUUUAAUUUGAAAACCUUGAAAGUGAUGAUUUUCUACUUUUAAAACUUUUAGACACCAUGUAAGGGAGCUAUCCUUCUACACGGUAGCCUACAUGUUAUAAAUAAUUUUUGUUGUUUUUUUCC